AUGUCUGAUACUCCUUUGACACUUUUGAAGUUAAACCUUGAUGAACGUGUGUAUGUGAAGUUACGUGGGGCUAGAAAAUUAACAGGAACAUUACAAGCAUUCGACUCACACUGUAACAUUGUGCUAUCAGACGCUGAAGAAACUAUCUAUCGUUUAGAAGAUGGUAAUCUAAAGACCCAGACUAAGUCAUCUGAGAUGGUUUUUGUUAGAGGGGAUAGCGUAACUUUAAUCACCACAGCGUCGGAUGAAUAA
Molecule: messenger RNA, 252 nt
Organism: Eremothecium sinecaudum
Lineage: Eukaryota; Fungi; Ascomycota; Saccharomycetes; Saccharomycetales; Saccharomycetaceae
Gene: LSM3
Product: U4/U6-U5 snRNP complex subunit LSM3
Exons: 1
Coding region: 1-252 (83 amino acids)
Biological process (GO): P-body assembly; mRNA splicing, via spliceosome
Cellular component (GO): U6 snRNP; catalytic step 2 spliceosome; U4/U6 x U5 tri-snRNP complex
Molecular function (GO): RNA binding
Source: RefSeq, a predicted model, not a curated record